AUGAGCAGUAACAGCGGCGAGACCAGAGCCAAGAAGUCAGAAGAACCGACUGUUCUGAGAAUCGGCGGGAUCGCUGUUUAUGUCUACGGACUGGAUAGAAUCGGCAAUGUUUCGAGCAUUAAGACGUUGAAUGCAGUCUACGUACUCCAUCCACGAUUGGGUGACUACACUUAUUCAGAGGCACUAGCAUUGGCGUGGUUAGACUCGUACUAUGAAUUCAGUACUGACAAUAAAGCACCUUUGAUUGCAGUCACUUUCGACAACCGAAACCAUGGAAAGCGAGUUAUAGAUCCCGUUGGCAACGAGAGUUGGGCCAUUUCAAGCGAGCCUAAUAAGAUAUACAACGAGUUACAUGCUCAGGAUAUGUGCUCUAGUAUUGAUGGGUCUGUUCUAGACACAUCUUUAGUGAUUGACUACUUGCCUUCUGUGCUUCCUUUUAAAGUUCAGUCGCCCAUUCGUAACGUAAUUGCCGGAGUAUCUCUGGGUGGACACAUGGCGUGGAGAGUGGCACAUCUGCUGGGUCCAGAUAAAGUGUACGCCAUUCUACCCAUCAUUGGUAGUCCUAACCUGUCAAUUUUAUUGCUGGAAAGACUGUACUUCCAGGUUCUUCACAAGACACCUGAUUUCGACUUUUCUCCACCAUGGCAGACCACUGUUGCUGAUAAUGUAUAUCACCAGCUGGUGAGUUCAAGCGAGUACGGAUCGCAGGUCGAAACCCUGCUUCCUCGUCCACUUUUCAACCUUGUCUCCCGCCAGGAUUACGAACUGGAGAGACACUUCCCUGUACCCAUCAAGGUAUUCAUGCUGUGUGGUCGCGAUGACCCACUGGUGCCUGCCAAGUACACGGAAAAGUGGGUCGCCUCAAGAGCUCUCCAGGACCAUCGCAGGCCUCUCGACCUCAAACUCUACAUACAACCAAACACCGGCCAUGUGUGCACCCCCGAAAUGACUCGCCAAGCCGGUCUAUGGAUCAAAUCAAUCCUCUCUUCUCCACCCUCGUCUUCUUUAUAG
This is a messenger RNA of Sugiyamaella lignohabitans, 1011 nucleotides long. RefSeq lists its product as uncharacterized. The record is from RefSeq and is a predicted model, not a curated record. Lineage: Eukaryota; Fungi; Ascomycota; Dipodascomycetes; Dipodascales; Trichomonascaceae. The transcript has a single exon. Bases 1 to 1011 code for a protein of 336 amino acids.